AAAUGGCGGAAUGCUAUACUUCUCAAUGUGCCAAGAAACGAAUUUUAUUUCGUAAGGAGCUUCAAAGAUGGAACAAGGAUGUUUUAUUACUUGUUGGCUUGGAAAGAAUAGCUGAAGAGAUUGUAGGCCAUGAGAAGUGGAGGAAACUGAUGACCCCCUUUAAUGACUUAGAGAACAGUAGUCCUCAAGACUGGUCACCAGAAGAGAUGUGUUGUUUUUGUCGUGCAAAGAAGCAACCACCAUAUGAUCCAGCUGAUGGUAUUGUCCAUUCAAUAGAAGCAGGUAAGGAAGAAAAAGGCCCCCUUAAAAGUGACCUCAUGAAAGGAAACUUGUGUCAAACAAACAAUUUUCAUAUGCAUUGUUGGUCUGAUGGCUCUGUUGGUGGAUCCCGAUCUCCAUCUCCCUGUGGGGAGGAACCACUUGAUUUAAGUGUGCACUCCAAUAGGAUCUUUAAAACAACAGAAAAGGAUGAAGAAGAAGAUAGCAAUUCAGCCAGUUCUGUUUUGAAAGUUCCACUUCCAUCAUCAAAGCUUGGACAAAAACGCCGACUUGACACUGGUUACAAGCGAGCUUAUACAGAAGACGAACUACAAGCAGCCCUACGAGAUAUUCAGACUGGAAAGUUAGGUACACGUCGUGCAGCUGUUAUUUAUGGUAUUCCACGAUCAACUUUAAGGAAUAAAGUUUAUAAAUUGACAUUGGAAAGAAAAAAUAAACAUAGAGGUACUUCUCUAAAAGCUGGUAGAAUUAAGCAAUCUUCUGUUGAUGCAAUUCAGCCAAAAAAGACUGAAGGUGACAGCUCAGACGUUGGGAGUGAAUCGCUGCGACAAUUGUUAAAGAUGACCAUAACACACAAGACACAGAACACCAAAACAAUCUCACCAAGUGAACAGAAUAAAAUAAGGGAACCUUCAAAUAUGUGGCCAUUUAUUAGUCCUGAUUUCUACACAAGUGACCAUCUGAGCAUCCAUCGUUUAGUAAAUGGUCUUGAGUAUAGCCAUGCUGUUGCUCCCCUCAUAUCUCAGAUGUUAGCGGGGAUAGAAGCCUUAGCUUUAAAGAAACCACCUUGUGGUCACAACAUUCUAGAUCAAUCCUUGACAGACAUUAGCCAGCUACCAGUACUGCCACACCUCAUACAUCAUCUUGCGGAAGAGCGACUUCUUGUUGAAUGUGAUCGAAAUAAACAGCUUAAUGAAGGGAAAAGUAAACAGGAGAAGGAAAUGUCUGAGUGCUUAUCCAAUGUGAUACUAAAAGUUCCGUCCUUUAGACCAGGCUCUCAGACAAAUUUGAACAAAAGUGGCACAACUAGUGCUCUGUCAUCUAGUCAAUCAGGUCAUAACCUGGGAAGUAAAGGUAUAUCUGUUUCCUUGAAAGAAUUGAUUGCCAAAAGUAUUACCCAGAGGGUUGGCAAAACUGAUGUGUGCCUAAGUAAGGAAGACAAUUUAAUUAACAAUCAGGCAGUAGAAAAAGAAGAGAAAGUCUGGAACAACUUGAAAAGCAGGUUGGUAUUAAAAUCUUCCAGCCAGGACUCCUGCCCAAACUCUUCUCAAGUUGUUGAAUUGCCUAAAAAAGAAAGAAAACAAAUACGUCCUAAACGAGGGCGUUAUAGGAAUUAUGAUCAUAAUAGCUUGACAUUGGCUGUACGUGCAGUACAGAGAGGCGAGAUGAGUGUUCACCGUGCUGGAACUUACUAUGGUGUACCCCAUUCCACACUAGAAUAUAAAGUUAAAGAGCGACAUCUGUUACGUACCAAGAAGAAAAUAAACUAUACUCAAAAAUCUUCAGAAAGUUGGACUUCUCCUAAGAAUAGUGAUAGCAAACAGAGUUUAAAGAAACUUUCUGGGGCGACAAACACGAAAGGAAAUGAGUUAAUAGUGUCUCCAGGUAAAUUAGAAGGUUCAUCUUCACAGCAAACUUCCUUGCCGUCCCAAAUUUCACUUUGGCAAACUAUGCCAUUUUUUUCUGUUGACUUUCCAGGGCUGAAUUCCAGCUCUGGUAACUUCUUUGCCUCUCAGAUGAUGCGCAAAUUGCAGGCUAAUGCUCAAAGGCAGGAAGGGGAAAGAGGAGAACAACAGCAAGAAGUAGGAAUUUUGGAAAACCUGAUUAAGAAGACUCUUGAAAAGUCAGUUUCUUUGGAAGAGAAAAGCGCCUCAUCCCUGAUCUUUUCUAGUACUAAAGAAAGUGAUACAAAUCUAAAGAGAAAAUAGUAGAACUUAAUUUAUCUUCUUUUUCCCCAGUCAAAUUGUGGAAGCAGUGCUGAAGCACUCUAAUGUGUAGUAGAAUCCUUUGUAAGUGUUUAUCUUCUGUUGUUUGUAUUUGUAGGUGGUGCACUUGGUGCCUUUUUAGUUGUCUUGUGUUAUUUACCACUUGAAGAUCAACCUAGUCCCAGCUGUGAUGGAAGUAAAACUUAUUUACUCUAUUGUAAUGUAUAAUCAUGUGGAUUUUCACAUCACUGUUGCUUUUUUUUUAUGAAUUUUAAAUUGCUAAGUUUAUUCUUAUUAUUUUUAUUAUUAUUGUUAUUCAAGCAAACAGCAUUGGCAAGACUUUUGUUAGCAACUUUAACUGUGAUAUUGAUUUUAAAGAUAUUUCCAUUCUUUAUAGAAAAACCAUUCCACAGAUAUUUCCUUCUGUGUGAGCAUUCCAAAAUUUAUCUAGCAUUCCAAUUUGGAAAAAGGGUUUCUAAAAGUAAGUUGACUCUAAUAUUUGACUGAAUUUCAGAAUAAGUAAACUAUACUUUAAAUGCAUAAACUCACAUCUUUGUGAUGAAGUACCUUUUUAUGACGUUUUGUUUGUUAUUACACAAAGUUUGUCUUCCAUCUCUCCCAUAUAUCACUUUAUUAUAUAAUAUCCACAUUAAUGUUCACGACACCUCCCCCGAACAAUUUCACACAUUCAUCAUGUAUUUGUGACUGUUUAUGAAAGUGCAGUUUGUCAGUCUUAUUGUUUCAUACAUGCUUUUGUUUUGUGAUCUGUUGGUACUUAUCUUUAACUUUUUUUCUCUUGUUUCAUUUCACACGUUCUUGGAUUGCAUUCCUAUAGUUCCAUUUUCUGAAUAAUACUUUUUCAGUUUACGUUGCUAGCAUAAAUGUUUGUACUAAGCUACAUGGACUUCAUCUCAACUAUUAUAUUAAUUGUUGUUGAAUUGUUUUUUGUUUUUUUAAGUUUAAAUGCUUUAUUUCUUGCUGGCAUACCCUUAUAUUGCUUUUUAUUUUGAUCACCAGUGGAAGAGACUUGGGUUUAAGACUAUGAAGGGGAACUCUUGCAACGUAUUUGAAACAUUUGAUUCAUUCGUAUGGAUGUGCUUUCCCCCUAAUAUUUUGAUUUGGGAGUGGCAGAAAAUAUUUAACCUCUCCUUCAUCUUAUAUUUCUGUGAAUUUCUAGAAUUCUGUGUUUAGGCAUUCAAUUGAUUGUCAGCUUAGCAUCUGGUGGUUAUAAUUGAACUCUCAAGAUUCAUUAGUGAUAGCUUUUGACAGAAUCCUCUCUUUUAAGUUAUUUUGCUCCUGAUGCAUAUGUUUCUCACAUUCAUGCUUCAUUGUUCUAAAGGAUUAAAAUGUUUUCUUCUCACUGAUUUAACCAUAAUUUUUGUUAUUCUUUAUGUUAGUUUUGGUUAUCAAUUCUAAAACCCUUCUAAGAACAGGUUUUGUCUAUUACAUAAUCUGCUCCAUCUUGAUAAUGGCCAAAGAUUGACAGUUGAAACUAUUAUUUUGAAUAUGGGGUUCCUGCUGCUUGGAUUAAUAUCCUGUAUGUUGAUUCUCAUUUUCCACUCCCUCUCUUUACCAUUGUCAGGAGGAGACUCUCUAGGCUUCUGUUGAAACUCUUCAUAGAGCUACUAUUGGAGUUGGCUUUGGUUUUUUUUUAAAGCUUAUUUCCUAAUGCUCAUUUCUUCCUUCAGGACAUUUUGUAAACUUCUUUUUUAUGAUUGAUUGGAAUCUUCUCCCUACCAAUAUUUUUUUCCAUGGAGUGUGUUGAUAAUACUGUUUUAUUCCUUAGCUGUUUGCUCAAGACGUUCUGUCUUUGAGGACAUUAAAUUCCUUUUAAUCUUAUUUUCUCUAGGCUGUAUCUGUUUCACCUUUGGCUAUUGUGUCAUUAAAGGAUGUUGUGAUACAGUUUGUCUACCCAUGAAAACAAAAUCCCUUAUUUCUGUGGCUCAAUUCCAGAAUAAUGCUUUAACUUUUUUUCAUUGCAUAGUUUGGGAAUAGUUCUUAAUGCUAACUGAAUAUCAAGUACUUGGUCUUUGAUGGUAUACAAUUCUCUUGCUUAUUGUCUGUAACUGUAGAUAGUAUUUUUCAGGUUUGGUACAUUUUCUUAAGUAAUGGUGUUCUUAUUAAUCUUGAUAAUUUAUUUGUCACUAUGUACUUUUAAUAUCUGGAAAAUAUUCAUUCUGUAUUUUCAGAUGCUAGAUUUUUUUCAUGGAGUUCUCGCAUUGAGAUUAUCACCAAUUUUGGAUUUCGGGCACCAUGGAAAUUCUUUAAUUAUCCCUUUAAAAAUGCCUCAGUCAUGACUCCCCCCCCCCCCCAUCUUUCAGUUUCUGAUACCAGACUUGUUGUAGGUUCUCAAGAUGAAUCAUCUAAAACAUGAUCUUUCAUCUCAGCCCUUAUGUUUAACUCCCUAUCUAUUCAGUGUUAAGGGUUCUCACUGAUUUACAAAAAUAUAUUUUUCUACAGUAGCCUUCCUUUAAAUAAACACAGCCUUUGUUUCAUCUUUCAUUUCAACUUCUUAGUAUGAAGUCUCACUCCUUGUCUUCCAGGAAAAAGCUCUGUCAUGUGCAUGGAGUGUGUUUAUUUUAGAUAGUCUUUACUUUCUUUGUCACUAGUUACCAGUCAGUUUAAUAUUCCUUCAGCUGUCAUGCUCUCUCUACCUUCUGUAUCUGUAAUUGUCUUCAUUCCCAUGACCUUCUUGCAGGCUAUGCCUGUUCAUUCUUCUAUCUCUUGUAGUUUUUCUGGGUUCUUAGCAUUGAGCACACAUCAUUUUGUCAUGGAUGCCAUAUUUUAUCUCUUAUUUUCUUUUUUUCCAAGGAAUGUGAAUUUGUUCUUUCCUAUCCCAAAUUAAGCUCAUUCUCCUAUUUAUCAGGUCAUUCUGGAUUGGAGUUUCGAUUUUCCAUCCAGGCAGUUCUUAAAUUUGUAGCUUAUUCUCUUCUACUAGAACUUCUGCAUAAUUGAUUUGGACUUUUGCCAAUGAUUUUAUUUCAUGUGGAAUGCCCCCAUUAACUUGCAGUAUUCUGGACUUAAUUCUUGCAGUAAGUUUUCAUUUGCUUGAUGAAUUAAAAGUUACAGUCAUUCUUUCUGUUGUUUUACUUUUUUCUUCAUCACUACCCUUAUGGUUGAGGAAUUUCAUGGUGAAUAAAUGAAAAAUACCACAAGGAAAAUAUACACAAAAGAAUCAAAACAUUAUAUUUUUUUAUUAAUCAAAAAACCACUAUGCUUUAGCAGAAUCUAAGAAUGAUUUUGAUGCUAUAGAAAUUUCAAAUACCAAGACACCCUUCUAUAGCAUUGAUUUGAAUUUGGUCCCCCUACUCCAUUUUGAACUUUUUGUCUGCGCCUUUCAUUGUGAGAUCUACAUGAACUGAACAUUCAGAAUGUCAAAAAAAGGAUAUUUCAAGAUAUAGAGGUAUCUAUAAUCAGUUCAUUUCAAAACUUUAGCCUCAAACAUAUUCAUGUUUUAAGAACUAAAAAUUAAAUGUGCAGUCAAAUUUAAUGUUCUAUUUACCACUUGUUAUUAAAUUAAACAAAUUUCCAGGAAUUUCACCUUGUUCACCCUGGACAAGGGCAAGUCAAAAGAAUAGACUUCAUACACCAAAACCAGUAUAAUUCAAUGAGUAGUGGUAAAUUGAAUGACAGAUUGGGCUUCACAUUUAUUGUUUAUAAUUUAAACAACUUGUCUGGCAGAAUAAUUCACAAGAAUGAAUUAGUAGCAUAGAUGCUACUUAAAAUACCUAUAUAAAUAUAAGAUUACUAUAUGAAUAAUGACAUUUCAAAACACCAUACAUAUUUUGGUGAUAAGCAUCAGAUGCUUUUGAAUGACUAAUUUUAUUUUUUAUAAAAACUGGAGGUUUCUGUUAUCAUCAAAUCGAUUUAUAUGUUUUAGAAACUCGACUGAUGUUAUGUAACAUUGAAUAUUUUUGGGUAAUAAUUCAUACUAAGCAGACAUUGUGGAAUACUUGCUGUGUAUGAAUUGUUUACUGUUUGAUUAGUACAUCAAAUACUUUUAAACUUUCGUUACUCUUUAAGUAAACUUCUGUCGUUCAAGUGCUUGCAUUUGGUAAUCAUGUUAAAUGAUUAAAAGGACUAAAAGCCAAAUGCUCUUUCGAUAUUAGAAAGUUUUUCUCAUUGCAUCAUGAUAGUUUAUAUUAUACAGAGUUUUCUACAUGUAGUUCAAAAUGUAUAAAUUCUUUACAUAUUCAGUUAAUAUAAUUGAAUUUGAAAAUGCCUCUCUUACUGUUUAAAAUUAACUUUAUAAUGUUCUACUCUCAUGAAGAUGAGAAGGUUAUGAGUGGGAUGCAUAGUAAGGUUUGAAGUUUUGAGGACCAUGUUAGGUAUGUCUUGACAAAAAAAGCAUUCAGUGCAGCUUAACAUACGAAAAUUGAUUUCUAGCAUGAUUUAAACCUUUUGUUGCUAUUAUCUGAUGCAAAUUUCAUAUAAGGUUACUGAUAUCUAUUCCAUGAGUUUAUCUACAUAUUCAUGAUUAUUUUGUAUUGUAAAAAUGGUUACAUGGGACCUCCCACUACUUCAUCAUUCUAGUGUUCAAAAUUGAUGUGAAAAAACUAGCUUUUACAGCAUGAGAGACCUAUGAAAUAUUAUACAAUCUCCACUUUUGUAUCUUAGCUUGUUGUUGAAAUGGAAUUGACUUGUAAAUACAUAAAACUCAUCUGCACACAUGGAAUGUUUGUACUAAUAGUAAGUGAAAUAAACAAAUGAAUCUAU
Messenger RNA from Limulus polyphemus (Atlantic horseshoe crab), 6920 nucleotides. Its product is annotated as mushroom body large-type Kenyon cell-specific protein 1-like. The coding region runs from base 3 to 2207 and encodes 734 amino acids. Gene Ontology annotation, cellular component: nucleus. NCBI's taxonomy places the organism in Eukaryota, Metazoa, Arthropoda, Merostomata, Xiphosura, Limulidae. Gene Ontology annotation, molecular function: DNA binding. The record is from RefSeq and is a predicted model, not a curated record. Gene Ontology annotation, biological process: regulation of transcription by RNA polymerase II. The transcript is spliced from 7 exons.